GCUAUCGCCAGCCUCGCGCCUUCCUCAGCCACUACCUCAUCAUCGCAAACACAAGUCCAUCAAGCAAUACUGCGUAUCGCGACGAAUCCUCUGCGCCACGCACGUUCUGGUACCUUUGCGUCGUCACUCUGCAGCGCCGCUUCCGCAAUCAUGUCGGACUUCAACCAAUUUGGCGCGCCUGAAGAUGAAAAUGCAGAGAUCAAGACACUCGCGCUUGAGGUGGAAGCCGACACCGACAAUUUCGAGUCCUGGGAGAAGCUCAUCCGCGCAUGCGAGGCCCAGGAAGGCGGCCUGAACCGCAACUCGAGCCCGCAGGCGCUCUCUACCUUGCGCGACGCCUACGACCGCUUCUUGCUCAAAUUCCCGCUGCUCUUCGGGUACUGGAAGAAAUAUGCCGACCUUGAGUUCAACAUUUCCGGGCCCGAGUCUGCCGAGAUGAUAUAUGAGCGUGGAUGCGCCAGCAUCACCAACUGCGUCGAUCUCUGGACCUCGUAUUGUUCUUUCAAGAUGGAGACAACACACACCCCACACCUGGUCAGAGAGCUUUUCGAGAGAGCUGCGACUUGCGUGGGCCUCGAUUUUCUAGCCCAUCCCUUCUGGGACAAAUACCUAGAAUACGAGGAAAGACAAGAGGCCCAAGACAGGAUAUUUGCCAUCUUACAAAGAGUAAUCAGCAUUCCCAUGCACCAGUACGCGCGAUACUACGAAAAGUUCCGGCAGCUCGCCCACACACAACCAUUGACGGAGGUCUGCGAACCCGAGACCUUGGCUCGCAUCCAGGCUGAAGUCAACGCCGAAGCGGCAGCCUAUGGUGCUGCAGCGCGCUCAGAAGCUGAAGUCGAACGCGACGUACGGACGAAGAUCGAUGCCAUGUAUUUCGAGAUAUUCCAGCACACACAGGAAGAGACGACAAAGCGAUGGACAUUCGAGUCCGAGCUUAAGCGCCCUUACUUCCAUGUCACAGAGCUUGAGCAUGCUCAGCUGACCAGCUGGCGACGAUACCUGGACUUCGAAGAAAGCGCAGGCGACUAUGCCAGAACAGCCUUCCUCUAUGAGCGGUGCGUUGUCACAUGUGCUCUGUACGACGAGUUCUGGUUUCGUUACGCAAAGUGGAUGGCGGGACAGCCUGGGAAGCAGGAAGAAGUGCGUCACAUCUAUAUGCGUGCCUCGACAAUUUUUGUCCCAAUCAGUCGCCCUGGCAUUCGGCUGCAGUUCGCAUACUUUGAGGAGUCUUCUGGCCGUGUCGAUGUGGCCCGCGCUAUCCAUGAGGCUAUCUUGAUGCAGUUGCCUGACUGUGCCGAAGCCAUCAUUUCGUGGGCCAACCUCGAGAGGAGGCAGAGCGGACUUGAUGCUGCGAUUGAGGUACUCAAAUCGCAGAUCGACUCCCAAAAUGUUGGUCUCUUCACAAAGGCCGUCCUUGUGAGCCACUGGGCCUACCUUCUGUGGAGGACCAAGGGGUCAAGUGAAGAGGCGAGAACCGUGUUCGUCAAAAACAUGCAGUGGUAUGCCGAUAGCCGGCACUUUUGGCAAAAGUGGAUCGAUUUCGAGCUGCAGCAGCCGGCAGUUGCCGGAGAGGAAGACCAGCAAUCUGAGCGUGUCAAGCAUGUCUUCACUGAACUGGUCACGAAAAGUCGAAUCUCACCAGCAUCCAAACAAGAGCUUCAUCUGUCUUACAUGGCGUACCUCCAAGAUCGGGGUGGCAAGGACGCGAUGAAGGAGUUCUUGGCAGUGGAUCGCGAGAUAUAUGGUCCCUCCUCUCUGUCAAUGCUUGACAAGUCUGCCGCCAAGGAGAACGGUGUGAGCAGUGGACCUCUGGACGAGGCAACGAAACUCAAGGCCGAGAAUCGGUACCCAGGUUACUACGAGUACUACGGCGAGCCCUUGGGUAGCGGACAAGGCAAUGCUCCGUUCGCCUAAACCUCACAUUGUCUCAGAUACCGAAAGGGCAAUUCUGAUGACCCCAUUCAUUUGGCUGCGGCAGACAAUUUAACAUGGAGAAUCUUCGUAUCCAACGAGCUGCCUGCCUUGUUCGGCACUGAUAUCCGAAGCUGAGUUUCAUCUCGUCACCUUUCUGUACAUUUAGCCACACUGGAUUGCAACAAGGAGAACGGACGAACUCGCCCGUACAGGGUCGUCGUCUUCGUGGCAUCCAAGUACUCAGAAUCACGACGUCGGCUCUAGGCACUUUGGGGUGGAGAUUGGAAAGCUCAGCACAGACCGACCGAUCAUGCUGCAAUCUGCGUCUGGCAUUGAGGAAUAAUGAAUGGAUGGGUGCCUGACGGCAAUAUAGGCAGCGCACAAAACAUAACAUUGAGCAUGAACUGUAGAAUAAUUCGAAUACCCAAUACCACGGUCAGUGGACCAAAGAUUG
Molecule: messenger RNA, 2371 nt
Organism: Microdochium trichocladiopsis
Lineage: Eukaryota; Fungi; Ascomycota; Sordariomycetes; Xylariales; Microdochiaceae
Exons: 4
Coding region: 151-1917 (588 amino acids)
Biological process (GO): RNA processing; mRNA 5'-splice site recognition
Cellular component (GO): U1 snRNP; commitment complex; U2-type prespliceosome
Molecular function (GO): protein binding
Source: RefSeq, a predicted model, not a curated record